Molecule: messenger RNA, 1850 nt
Organism: Branchiostoma belcheri (Belcher's lancelet)
Lineage: Eukaryota; Metazoa; Chordata; Leptocardii; Amphioxiformes; Branchiostomatidae
Product: slit homolog 2 protein-like
Exons: 2
Coding region: 1-1356 (451 amino acids)
Cellular component (GO): extracellular matrix
Molecular function (GO): protein binding
Source: RefSeq, a predicted model, not a curated record
AUGUCAAACAAAGCGAGGAGGAUGCUGGUUCUUCUGCUGAUCAUCCUGAAGGAAGCUGGCCCGACCGCAGCCUGCAGCAGCAGCUGUUCAUCAGUCUGUGACUGCAGCAACAGAGGCCUCACCAGUGUUCCUCAGGACCUGCCUACGUAUAUCAGUUGGCUUGACUUGGAGGGAAAUGCCAUCACAGACAUAAGUCAGUCUGAUUUCUCAAGGUAUAGGAGCUUGAAAACAUUAGAUCUUCCAUCCAAUCAGAUCUCCAUUAUUCAAAACAAAACAUUCCACUAUUUAACCAGCCUAACUCUCCUGUACCUUGAAAAUAAUCAUUUAACUAGACUGCCAGCUGACAUAUUUGAGGGACUUGGUAAUCUGGAGUCAUUGUGGCUUGACAACAACAACAUCAGCACCAUCACAGCUGACACAUUUGGGAACCUACUUGAGCUUCAAACACUGAAACUUUCUGGUAAUAACAUCAGCACUUUCCCUGUAGAGGCCUUGUCAAAUUUGAAUACUUCAGUGCUGUCAGACCUUCGAUUAGAUAGUAACAAAUUAGAGACAUUAACAUCGAUGGCAUAUGACAUACUGGCCUCCAUUUCAACAGUCAACAUUUCCAACAACCCCUGGCAGUGUGACUGUAGGAUGGCUCCCUUUAAGCAGAGGAUGAACGGGUCUUACCCUUUUGAAGACCAGACCAGGUGUGCCGGACCUGCUAAUCUUACAGGGCAUCUUUUACGGGAUGUAAAUCCCGAAGACCUGAUCUGUAAAGAGACAACACCAGUCUCAGUCUACUCAACUUCCAGCACAAAACACAUGGUUGACUCUACUCUUACUCUUAGCUUGUCAGACAGCAGUUCUUCUCCUUUCCAUCAGUCAGUUAUGCCAACGUCAAAGGCACCAACAUUGUCCCCAACAUUGAGCAACACUCCCACCGCUGACUCUAACCCAGGCAGGUCUACAGGCAGUAAUGACUCUCCUUUUGUAACUUCCAAAGCAUCAACAUUAGAGAUUCUAGCAUCUUCUCCAACACCCCACACAGCCCACACUACUGAAUCUAACCCAGGCUGGUCUACAGUCAGUACUGAUUCUCCUUUUGGUUUUCAGUCAACACUGACAGAGGGCAAUACUGGCCCUGCUGAUGGUGGCAUUGUCCUGUCUGUGCCCUUGAUUGCUACUUUGUGCGAUGUUCUUGGACUAUUCAUUAUUUCUAUCAUUGCCUUUGUAGUAUGGCGCAUGUAUAGGAGAAUGCAAGGGGACUCUACUUCUGUGCAAGGCUUUAGUAACACAAACACAGACACAUCCAGUGUUAAUGACCAGAUAAGGCUACAGGCAGUUACAACAAAUGAAGAAAUAAACACUUAAUCACAGCAGCUGCCCCUGGUGCUGACAGCCCUCACAACUAUGAACCCCUGAGGAACCCCAAAAGUCAGCAGCAGCACACAUACACAUCCCUGCUUUCUAACUCUAAGGAUUCUCAACACCAAUAGACAGCAGCAAAUGACUGAUUUGAAGAAUAAUGUACACCCCCGAAAAAAUGGUUAAGCACACCAGAUCACAAUAUGGUGAAGGAGCGGGAGGAUGGGCUCCACCUUCAAAUAUCAAUUGCCCAAAGACAGAAUGGAUAACAACUCACGGUCUGAAAAAAGCUAUAGAACCUCUUUCAUAUUAUUAUAAAAUGGAUAACUUCAAUGUCUGACCUCUCUUACACUGAAAGAAUUGAACUAAUACUUAAAUUAUAUUACAUGUACAAACUAACAACUGCAUGAAAACCACACUAUAUUUCUGGUGAAAAAAAGUUGCUUGUUUGUAAAUUAUAGCUGAAGGUACUGUGGAAAAAUGUUUUCAAUUGGCUUGUA